Messenger RNA from Acyrthosiphon pisum (pea aphid), 2267 nucleotides. RefSeq names its product dynein heavy chain 5, axonemal. Gene Ontology annotation, cellular component: axonemal dynein complex. Gene Ontology annotation, molecular function: dynein intermediate chain binding; ATP binding; dynein light intermediate chain binding. Gene Ontology annotation, biological process: microtubule-based movement. The annotation marks the transcript as partial. Lineage: Eukaryota; Metazoa; Arthropoda; Insecta; Hemiptera; Aphididae. The transcript has 7 exons. The record is from RefSeq and is a predicted model, not a curated record.
CCGCAAAGACUGUUGGAUAUAUACAUCCCUUUGAGGACGGAAUUACAAGAAGGCAUAGCAAAUCUUAAGUCAGAUAUAGUGGUUUUUGACAAACAAUUCAUUGAAAGAGGUCCUAUGGUCGAUGGACUAAUGCCUUCCGAGGCCGCUGAGAGGUAAAACAAAAAUAAACAUAUAUGAUAUUAUGGAAUGGUACUUUUAAGGUUAUUAAACUUGCUUUCGUUUAAUCUAUGCUUAGGGUUUUACUAUUUCAAGAUCGUUUCGACGAGUUAGUCUCGUUGAUGGAACGUUAUCAGGAUGGAGAGCGUUUGUUCAAAACGCCAGUGACCUUAUAUCCUACACUGAAUGAAACUAGACGAGUUUUCAACUUACUAAAAAGACUUUAUGAUCUAUAUAGUGCAGUCAAUCGUUCCAUUCAAACCUGGUCGAGUACACUGUGGAACCGUUUAAAAAUAGAUGACAUUAUUGAUAGUUUAGCAGAGUACACACAAAAGUGUCGUAAACUUCCUAAAGGUCUAAAGGAAUGGCCAACAUAUGAAGAAUUAAAAAAUAACAUUGACGAAUGGUCGGAUAAAAUGAUUCUAGUAGAAAUGAUGUUUAAGAAUUCACUAAAACCUAGGCAUUGGGAAAUGAUAGAAAAUGCGACUAGUACACUAUUCCCAGUAAACGAUCAUGAUUUUGCACUCAAAGAUAUUAUGUCUGCUCCUUUAUUGAAAUAUAAAGAUGAGCUGGAAGAUAUAUGCCAGACAGCAAUCAAAGAGAUUGACAUUGAAGCAAAAUUGCGUCAAAUAAUAUUCGAUUGGUCGACUAUAAAAAUAGAAUUGGCUAGUUUUAAAAACAGAGGAUUAUUACUUGUAAAAGGACAAGAAGUAGCGGAAGUCGUAGCCAUACUAGAAGAUUCACAAAUGAUUAUGAGCUCAUUAGCAUCCAAUAGGUAUAAUAUUGCGUUCAAGUCAGAAAUAAUGGAUUGGGUUAAGAAAUUCGCAGUGACCAGUCAAGUCUUGGAAAAUUGGAUUCUUGUGCAAAAUCUUUGGAUGUAUUUAGAAGCCGUUUUUAUCGGUGGUGAUAUAUCUAAGCAACUACCACUAGAAACAAAACGUUUCACUGCUAUAGAUAAAUUGUGGGUAACUUUAAUGAGCAAAGCACGAUUUCUCGAGAACGUCAUUGAAAUAUGCACCGGAGAUGGGUCUAUGGAAAUUUUACUGCCGUACAUGCUUGAACAGUUGGAGUUGUGUCAAAAGUCAUUAGCGGGGUACUUGGACCAAAAAAGAAACAUAUUUUCGAGGUUUUACUUUAUAUCGGACCCAGUGCUUUUGGAAAUUCUGGGUCAAGCUUCGAACUCGCAUAACAUUCAACCUCAUUUGCUGAGUCUUUUUGAUAAUACUGCAAAGCUGAUAUACUUCGAGUCCGAAUACGAUAAAGUGCGAGAUAUCGUAUCCAAAGAAGGUGAAAAAAUCACAUUGGAACAUCCCGUAUUAUGUACUGGAGGAGUGGAAAAUUGGUUAAACGUUCUGCUUGAUGAAUCGAAAUUUUCUGUGAAUCAAUUAAUAGCGAAUGUGGAUAAUUACAUUAUGAAAGACCCAACAUUUUCAAUUAUAACGAUGGUUGAAUUAUUUCCUGCUCAAGUGCGAAUGAAGAUCACAAACCUAUUUGAUUUUGAAUGGUUAAAACAAGAGCGGUUUUAUUACACAGAAGAAUUGGACCGGUGCGAAGUUCGAAUAACCGACGUGUUGUUUGUGUACCAAAAUGAGUUCCUGGGCUGUUCAGAUAGGCUUGUAAUCACGCCACUCACAGAUCGAUGUUUCAUUACCUUAGCCCAAGCAGUUGGUAUGAAUAUGGGCGGCGCACCGGCGGGACCAGCGGGAACAGGGAAAACGGAGACGACGAAAGACAUGGGAAAAUCACUCGGGAAAUACGUAGUUGUUUUUAAUUGUUCGGAUCAAAUGGACUACCGUGGACUAGGUCGUAUUUUCAAAGGCUUAGUGCACUCGGGUACGUGGGGUUGCUUUGACGAGUUCAACAGGAUUGAACUUCCGGUACUUUCGGUGGCCGCUCAGCAAGUUUACACCGUGUUUAUGGCCCGCAAAAGCAAUAAUGAAACAUUCAUUUUCAGCGAUGGCGAUACGGUUCCUAUGAACCAAGAAUUUGCGAUAUUCCUGACCAUGAAUCCUGGAUAUGCUGGACGCCAAGAACUACCAGAAAACUUAAAAGUUCUUUUUCGGAGUGUAGCCAUGAUGGUUCCCGACCGAUUGGUAAUUUAUUUAUCAACU